Drosophila grimshawi is the source of this 2751-nucleotide messenger RNA. Its product is annotated as RUN domain-containing protein 1. Bases 316 to 2751 code for a protein of 811 amino acids. Lineage: Eukaryota; Metazoa; Arthropoda; Insecta; Diptera; Drosophilidae. The transcript has 3 exons. The record is from RefSeq and is a predicted model, not a curated record.
UUGCCUUCUUUGCCUUUGUAUUUUAUUUUAUUUUAUUUUUUUUUUUUGUGGCGCACCAACACUCGCGACUUAUUCAUCCACUCCCCGAACACGCCCACACACACGAAUACACACACACACACACACACACACGUAGACAUAAAUGCAAGGAAAUUGCCCAGCUGUUGACAGAACUGAGAAACUGAUUGAUUUUUCGCAAUUGAAACUGGACCAAAAAGCACGUUACAAUUGCAAUUGGAAAAGGGAAAAGGAAAGGGAAAGGGAAAGGCAAGUGUGGUCAAGUGAACGAGGCAACUGCACUGGCCAGGCACCCAUAUGGACAUGAAUGCCACGCUGGCCGAAGGUCAGCCCAAGUCAGCCAGCUGCGACAAUAAGCAACAAACAACAGCAACAACAGCAACAACAACAUCAACACCAGAAGCAGCUGUCGCUUGUAACGAAAAUGAACGACGGCAGAGUCAAGCGUAUUCAGAUGCAGAUCCGGAUGCAGAUGCAGAUGCAGAUGCAGAUGCAGAUGGAGAUGGAGAUGUGGAUGUCGAAGAUGAAGCGCAGCCAUUGAGCCAACGCUGGUCGCCAUUGGGCGCCAAUUAUGAUGAUGCGAAUAGUGUCAGCUCGGAGCUGCUAACAACAUCCGGAGACGGUGAGCUGGAGCCAACGAUGCAUAAUAGCCUGCAGCUGGAGAAACAGUCGCAGCAGGCGGCUGGCAUGGAUAAUGCCAAUGAAUUGGCGCGUCUGCGCACCAUUGAGGAGGAGCAAGAACUGCUGACCAGCUCACUGCUGGCGUUGACCUCACAGUUUGCACACGUCCAGCUGCGUGUCCGGCAGAUUGUCGAGGCGCCCACGGAUGAGCGGGAUCAAUUGUUGCGUGAUCUCGAGGAUUUUGCCUUUCAGGGCAUACCCGAGGUGACCCAGACGGAUGGACAAGACAACGACCCUGAUGGCGACAGGCAAUUGCAGGCACCACCCGAUGGACAGCUAAUCGAGCAGCUAAAAUUACAGCUAACCGAGCUGGAGCAGCUGGCAUAUGAUUCAGGUGCGCCAGGCAUCUUGCCACAGCAUGUGCUGCUCGAGAAGCAAAAGUUCAUACUGGACGAGCUGCGCACUAAGCUCAAUCUGCAAGUGGAACAGCAUCAAUUGCCAACAUUGAGCACCGAUCAGCUGCGCCAUCAGGUGGAUAAUGCAAUUGGUGAGUUUGUUGGUCCGCUCAAAAUGAAGGAGCAGCUGGUGGCCCAAUUGAAAACUCAAAUCACCGAUCUGGAGCGCUUCAUUGCAUUUCUGCAGUGCGACACCGCUGGCGGUGGCACCAGCAACGGUGGCAGCGGUGCCACCACCAGCGCCAGCGAGAAACUAAAGCUACUCAGCGGUGCCUACAACAGCUAUGCGGCCAAGCAAACGGCUCGGCAAAUGCCUGCCCAGAUGCCGCUUAUGAUGUCAACCACAAGCACAACAACCACUGCAACGGCAACGGCAACGGCAACAGCAACAACAACGGCAACAGCAACAGCAGCAGCAGCAUGCAACAACAGCAUAGCUGCAGGAGUCGGUACAUCCACGGAGCGUGCACCACAACGCGAAAGUCUGCACAGCAAGGCGCACGGAUUGCUCGACAAGGCAUCGCUCCUAAUGCAAAUGUUUGCCACGACGCACUUUGCCAAGCGGCAAGCGGACUUCCAACAAAACACGCUGAAGAAGACGCACAAGGGCAACCACUGGGGGGAUCUGCGCGCACAGCUGGAGGUGGACAUCCAGGAGGUGGCUGCAUUGGCGGCCACAUUAAGCUGCGAUCGCGAAAAGCUGGCGAACAUAAAGCGUGCACUGCGUCAACAAAAGCUGCAACAGCAGCAGCAGCAGGCGAAUGCAGCCAGUUGCCAGUGGCUGCCCAGUGGCUCAGUUGAUGCAAAGAACGGGGCAUUAACCACAUUGCCGCCACGUUGCAGGCGUGCGGUUGCCGCUGUUGUCGGACAUGAGCUGACGCCAUAUGCCGCUGGGGCAGCAUCGGGCUCAUCCGACUCGGAUGACGAGAUGUACGAGCGUUAUGAUUGGGACAAGGACAAAGACAAGAAGGACAAGUCGCUGGGACGUCGCAUUGUUCAUAUGCGCGGUGAUUCCAUUGCCACCAUUGGACGCGAGCUGACCAGUGUGGUGCGUAAGAAUUUUGCUCGCACUCUGCAACAGCUGAUGCAGCACGGACUGCGCAUCCCAACCGAGUCGGCUGCCUCCAGUUUGAUGGUGCCAUUCAUGCGUUGCCUGCAUCCGGGCGCACAGCGGAUGACGGCAACGGGUGCUGGUCCGGCACCAGAAAUGCAAUUCCUUGGCAUUGGUCGCGCCAUGCACGCCUGGGAGCUAAUACUUGAAUACUAUAAUCUGAAGAAUGGUGAGGAAUAUAACAAUACGCCGGCCAGGAAACUGUCGCAAAGCUUCCAGCUAGAUAUUGUCGAUGCGCAUGCGGUGACAGCCAAGCAGAGCCUCCUCAGCGCCAUCGGCAUGAUUUUGGCAAUGCAUCUACCCUACAAGCGCAGCUACAAUGCCCACUUCAAGGCACUAAUCUGUGCAGGACUCAAUGCACAUCUUCUAGUGGAGUGGCUCAAUCUAAUACUCAGCUGCAAUGAGCUUAUUGACACAUACUACUCGUCCAACAGCUAUGUUGCAUGCACCGGCUUCCGUGACUCCUUGCGAUCCAUUGAUACACUGUCAAAAUUUGACUUCGAUCUACCCGUGGAUUUGGCCAUACGCCAUUUUCGCAAUAUUUAA